Solanum tuberosum (potato) is the source of this 1668-nucleotide messenger RNA. RefSeq lists its product as uncharacterized. Lineage: Eukaryota; Viridiplantae; Streptophyta; Magnoliopsida; Solanales; Solanaceae. The record is from RefSeq and is a predicted model, not a curated record. Bases 396 to 890 code for a protein of 164 amino acids. The transcript is spliced from 3 exons.
GAUAAAGGAAAAAUAACAGAAUAUAAAACAAAACAAAAUAGAGCUGGUCCAUUUCUGGACCCAAACAAAACAGAUAGAAACUCAAGGAACUGGAAAGACCACUCUUCAGCUCCUUCGUCUUCUUCACAAGCUCGAGCUAUGGUUCGGCGGCGAUCGGAAAGGGGCAGGCAGCUGUAACUCCAGAUCUUGUUCACCUCAUGGUCCAAGAGGAAGCUAGCUUGAGUAGAAGACAUUGGAGACACUCAAAAUUCUCACUAGCGCCAUGACUCUAACUCGUUGAAGACUCCUUCAGCAUAGCUUUAUAGGACCAAAAAGCUUUGUAACAACACAUGUAACUAAGAUCGGCAUCUAGCGUAUCGUUGAUCAGUUGAACACUUCAGAGUCUUGUGAUAAUCAUGCCUCCACGAAGAGCUGUCAGAUGUCAUCCUGCUAGGCGUAAUGUUAAACCACAGGAACUAGGGGUACCUACUGCACCAAACGUGCAACCCCAAGGAGAGGUAACCAAUGCUGAGUUUCGUAAGGCUAAGAUGCUAAGUCAAGCUGUGACUAAUCAGGUUGGGCAACAAAGAGGAGCUCGACAAGUAGAGGCUGACACUUCGAGAAUUCGUGAUUUCUUGAGGAUGAACCCUCCAAGUUUCAUUGGUUCAAGCACCACUGAGGAUCCAGAGAACUUUAUUGAGGAACUGAAAAAGGUAUUUGAUGUUAUGCACGUUGUCAAUAUUGAGCGAGUUGAACUAGCUGCAUAUCAAUUGAAGAAUGUUGCUAGGACUUGGUUUGACCAGUGGAAGAAGGGUAGAGCUGAGGGAGCACCACUUGCGAGUUGGGCAUGUUUUGAAGAGGCCUUCUUCGGGCGUUUCUUUUCUCGAGAACUGAAAGAGGCUAAGGUAUGAGAGUUCCUUACCCUUAAGCAAGAGUCACUAAGUGUUCAUGAGUAUGGGUUGAAGUUCACCCAACUAUCUCGCUAUGCUCCGGAGAUGGUUGCGGAUAUGAGGAGUAGAAUGAGUCUGUUUGUUGCUGGGUUGUCCCGUCUAUCAAGCAAAGAGGGAAGGGCAGCGAUGCUAAUUGAGAACAUGGAUAUAUCGAGGUUAAUGGUAUAUGUGCAACAUGUUGAGGAAGAGAAGCUGAGGGAUAGAGAGGAGUUUAAGAACAAAAGAGCUAAGACAGGGAACAAGUCCGGGUAGCAGAAGAGUAAUGCCAACCGAUCAUCCUUCCAACAGAAACAGAAGGGGCUGCUCCAUCAUCUGCUAGUGCACCAACACCAAAUAAUAAGAGUGAGGACAAUAGUCAGAAUUUCAGAGCCAAGCUUGCCUAUUCUUAGGGUAGUAUCGUGCAAGGGGGUAGUAAGCCACCUGCCUGUACUAAGUGUGGUAGGAACCACUCAGGUACAUGUCGUGAGGGCUCCACUGGUUGUUUCAAGUGUGGCCAGAAUGGGCAUUUCAUGCGAGAGUGUCCAAAAAACAAGAAGGGUAAUGGUAAUGAGGGCAAUAGAGCACAGUCUUCUUCUGUUGCUCCACCAAACAGAGCUGCAUCUAGAGGGGCUACUUCCGGUACUAGCGGAGGAACAAACCGCCUAUAUGCUAUCACCAGUCGCCAGAAACAAGAAGAUUCGCCAGAUGUUGUCACUGGUAUGAUCCAAGUCUUUAACUCUAAUGUUUAUGCUUUGCUAGA